AUGGAGCUGCUAGGCCGUGAUGCGAACCUCUCGUGCGAUGCAUGCCGCAUCAAGAAGCUCAAGUGCUCCAAAGACCGCCCUAGCUGCACGGCAUGCAUACAGAACCGCCGGCCCUGCCAUUACAGCGGCAGGGUCGUACGGUCGCCCCUCACUCGAGCAUACCUCACCUCGGUGGAGCGCCGUCUGCAAAGUCUGGAGAAGCUAGUUGCUGAGAAGUUGCCUGACCUUAAUGUCGACGAAGCGUUGACGACUGUCGGCAGCCCGCGCAUAGAGGCGCAGGCGAGCGCAUCGCCAAAUGAGCCCAGGGAGUCCUUUGCCGAAGCCGUCCCCGAUGCCGCGGACGGCUACGACUGGCAGGAGGACGCCAACGAGCUCGUCGACGGCAUGGCCGCGCUGUCCGUCGAACCGACCGGAGCGGGCUAUCUCGGGUCCACCGCCGGCGUCUUCUUCCUCCGUGCCCUCCUCGCCUGGGUGGAUGGCCAGAGGUCUCAUCUCGAGCCCCGGCCCGGCGCGUCUCCGCCCAGCCGCCCCACGCCGACGCCGUCGCACAUCCAGCGGUCCCUCGACUCGGGCCAGGUGCUGAACCAGCUGCUGGACUCGUACUUCUCCGUGUACCACUCGUCGUACCCCUUUGUGCACGAGGCGACCUUUAUGGCGCAGUACCACCAGCUGAUCCCGCGCCCCAGCACCGCAUCCUGGCAGGCGCUGCUCCACACGAUCCUGGCCCUGGGAGCGUGGUGCAUGAACAGCGAGGACUGCGAGCUCGAGGACGCCCUGUACCAUCGCGCCAUCUCGUUCCGCGAGGACGAGUCGCUGUUUGAGAGCGCCAACAUGACGCUCGUGCAGGCGCUGGUGCUGCUGAGCAACCUGAGCCAGAAGCGCAACAAGCCCAACACGGGCGGCAACCUGCUCGGGCUGGCCGUGCGCAUGGCUCUCAGCCUCGGCCUGCACAGGGAGCUGCCGGCCUGGAACAUCAGCCACCUGCAGCGGGAGAUGCGCCGGCGCGUGUGGUGGGGCCUGUACAUGUUUGACAGCGGCGCCUCGACGACGUUUGGCCGGCCGAUCCUGCUGCCCGCGGGCGACGCCAUGGACGUCAAGAGCGUGCUCAACGUCAACGACGAGCAGCUCACGCCGCGGACCGUCGAGAUGCCCGACGAGUCGGCCCUGCCCACGCGCUACUCGGGCAUCAAGGCGCAGUGCGACUUUCACGUCCACUCGAACCACAUCUCCAACCGCCUGCUGUCUCCGUGCGGCGUGUCGCCGGAGGAGGCCAUGCGCCUGAACCAGUCGCUCGAGUCGUGGGCGCAGACGCUCCCCGGCUACUUUGCCUUUAGCGGCGAGCCGGCGGCCGCGGACGACUGGUACCUGUUCACCCGGGCGCGGCUGUGGUGGCGCUUCUGGAACCUGCAGAUCAUCCUCUUCCGCCAGCUGGUGCUGCGCCGGGCCAUGAAGCGCACGCAGGACUCGACCCUGGCCGCGACGGACGUCGACAAUCGCUGCAGGGACGUUGCCGUGCAUGCGGCCAGCGCGACCAUUGUGUCGAUCCAUGAGUUUCUCGGUCAGGUGCAGAUGACGAGGCUCAUCAACUGGUACGCGACAAACUUUUUGUUCCACGCCGCCCUCAUCAGCGCGCUCGCGAUCCUUGGCGACCCGCAGGCGCCCGGGCUGGCGUCGUGGCAGGCCGACGUGGAAAAGGCGAGCUUCACCUUCCGCAACCUGCUGUCAGACAACCCGCUCGCGGCGCGGUGCGCCGACAUCCUCAGCCACGUGCUGCCGCAGGACGACGUGAGCGCCGUGUUCCCAGAAGAGCUCGACAUGUCCUGGAUGGACCCGGACGUCUUCAACUCGCUCUGCUGGACUGAUUUCGGACAGGUGUGA
This is a messenger RNA of Purpureocillium lilacinum, 1878 nucleotides long. NCBI's taxonomy places the organism in Eukaryota, Fungi, Ascomycota, Sordariomycetes, Hypocreales, Ophiocordycipitaceae. The record is from RefSeq and is a predicted model, not a curated record.